AUGGCGGACGCGGCGGCCUCCCCGGUGGGCAAGCGGCUGCUGCUUCUGUUCGCGGACACCACGGCCUCGGCUUCGGCCUCGGUGCCGGCGGCGGCGGCGGGCGGAGAUCCCGGGCCUGCGCUGCGCACUCGGGCCUGGCGGGCCGGCACGGUGCGGGCCAUGAGCGGGGCGGUGCCCCAGGACUUGGCGAUCUUUGUAGAAUUUGAUGGCUGUAACUGGAAGCAGCACUCCUGGGUUAAAGUUCAUGCUGAAGAAGUUAUUGUUCUUCUGCUGGAAGGCUCCCUAGUAUGGGUACCCCGGAAGGAUCCUGUCCUUAUCCAGGGCACUCGAGUCUCAAUUACGCACUGGCCAGCCCUGACUUUCACUCCCUUAGUAGAUAAACUCGGUUUGGGUUCUGUGGUUCCAGUUGAAUAUCUUCUGGAUGGAGAGCUUCGUUUCCUGUCAGAUACUAAUGGGUUGCAUCUGUUCCAGAUGGGAACAGAGAGCCAAAACCAGAUUCUUUUGGAACAUGCUGCACUGAGAGAAACAGUUAAUGCUUUGAUCAGUGACCAAAAGCUACAAGAGAUAUUUAGCCGAGGUCUCUACAGUGUUCAAGGUCACAGGGUCAAAGUAUAUCAGCCCGAAAGGGAACAAAGUUGGCUCUAUGGUAUUGUACACCAUCAAGAUUCCAUUACUCGUCUUAUGGAUGUGUCUAUAACUGAGACUGGUGAGAUCAAGUCUGUAGAUCCCAGACUGAUUCAUGUGAUGCUGACAGAUAAUUCAACGUCUCAGAACGAGGGGGGUACGUUAAAAGCAGUAAAGUCUUCCAAAGGCAAGAAGAAGAGAGAGAGCAUAGAGGGGAAAGAUGGCCGGAGGAGAAAAAGUGCUUCGGACUCUGGGUGUGACUCUGCAUCAAAGAAAUUAAAAGGAGACAGGGGAGAAGUAGACAGUAAUGGGAGCGAUGGAGGUGAGGCGAGCCGAGGGUCCUGGAAAGGAGGGAAUGCCAGUGGAGAGCCAGGGCUGGAUCAAAGAACCAAGCCACCACCGACUACAUUUGUCCCCCAGAUUAACCGAAACAUUCGCUUUGCCACUUACACCAAAGAAAACGGCAGGACUCUGGUGGUGCAGGAUGAGCCUGUAGGCGGGGACACGACUGCAUCUUUUACUCCGUAUCCUCCAGCCACAGGGCAGACACCUUUGGCCCCAGAGGCAGGUGGAGCUGAAAGCAAAGAGGCAGGAAAAACACUGGAACAAGCUGGUCAGGGCCUGGUGGCUUCAGCAGCUGUGGUCACUACCGCCAGCUCUACCCCAACCACGGUGAGGAUCUCAGACACUGGCCUUGCAGCAGGGACUGGGCCGGAAAAGCAGAAAGGCAGCUGGUCGCAGGUCCCAGGAGAGAAUUCAAGAAAUUCUGUUCUGGCCUCUUCUGGAUUUGGAGCGUCUCUCCCAAGUUUAUCACAACCUUUGACGUUUGGAAGUGGAAGGAGCCAGUCUAAUGGGGUUCUAGCCACGGAGAACAAACCUUUGGGCUUCUCUUUUGGCAGUAGCUCUGCACCAGAGUCUCAAAAAGACUCUGAUCUCUCCAAAAACUUGUUUUUUCAAUGCAUGCCCCAAACUUUACCAACCAGUAACUACUUCAGUACCGUUUCAGAGAGUUUGGCUGAUGAUUCCUCCAGUCGAGACUCAUUCAAACAAAGCCUUGAGAGCCUGUGUAAAGGCAGAUCCACUCUUGGAGCAGACACUAAAUCAAGCUCUAAGGCUGGCAGCUCUGUGGACCAGAAAGUGCCUACAGAGUCCAUGCCCACCCUCACACCAGCCUUCCCACGGAGCCUCCUCAAUGCCCGCACCCCAGAGAGUCAUGAAAAUCUAUUUUUACAGCCCCCUAAACUGUCCCGGGAAGAGCCCUCGAACCCUUUCUUGGCGUUUGUGGAGAAAGUCGAACAAAGCCCUUUCAGUGGCUUUGCAUCUCAGGCAUCAGGUAGCUCUUCCUCUGCUACCACUGUCACCUCCAAGGCAGCACCCAACUGGCCCGAGUCUCACUCCUCUUCAGAGUCAGCAUCUUUAGCAAAGAAGAAAACCCUCUUCAUCACAACUGACUCCUCCAAACUGGUGUCGGGUGUUCUCGGCUCAGCUCUUACCCCUGGGGGUCCAAGCCUCUCCGCUAUGGGAAAUGGCCGCUCCAGCUCACCCACCAGCAGCCUCACCCAGCCCAUUGAGAUGCCUACUCUCUCCUCCAGCCCCACAGAGGAGAGGCCAACUGUGGGGCCUGGGCAGCAGGACAAUCCCCUCCUCAAAACCUUUAGUAACGUCUUUGGCAGGCACUCAGGCAGCUUUCUGUCCUCCCCAGCAGAUUUUUCACAGGAGAACAAAGCUCCUUUUGAAGCUGUGAAAAGGUUCUCACUGGAUGAGCGAAGCUUGGCUUCCAGACAGGACUCGGACUCCAGCACCAACAGUGACCUGUCAGAUUUGAGCGACUCUGAGGAGCAGCUGCAGGCCAAAACUGGCCUGAAGGGUAUUCCAGAGCACCUGAUGGGGAAGCUGGGCCCCAAUGGGGAACGCAAUGCUGAACUGUUGCUGGGCAAAGGCAAAGGGAAGCAGGCCCCGAAGGGCCGGCCUCGGACUGCACCCCUGAAAGUUGGCCAGUCAGUCCUGAAAGAUGUAAGCAAGGUGAAGAAGCUGAAGCAGUCCGGAGAGCCCUUCCUGCAGGACGGGUCGUGCAUCAAUGUAGCCCCUCACCUGCACAAGUGUCGUGAGUGCCGCCUGGAGCGGUAUCGGAAGUUUAAGGAACAGGAGCAAGAUGAUUCCACUGUGGCUUGCCGCUUUUUUCACUUCCGGAGGCUGAUCUUCACUCGAAAGGGGGUACUCCGUGUGGAGGGGUUUCUGAGUCCCCAGCAAAGUGACCCUGACGCCAUGAACCUGUGGAUUCCCUCUUCCUCCCUAGCAGAAGGGAUAGACCUAGAAACCUCAAAAUACAUCUUGGCCAAUGUUGGGGACCAGUUCUGUCAGCUUGUGAUGUCUGAGAAGGAGGCCAUGAUGAUGGUAGAGCCACACCAGAAAGUGGCAUGGAAGCGUGCAGUGCGUGGUGUACGGGAAAUGUGUGAUGUAUGUGAAACAACUCUCUUCAACAUUCACUGGGUUUGUCGCAAAUGUGGAUUUGGGGUCUGCCUUGACUGUUACAGGCUCAGGAAAAGCCGUCCACGCAGUGAAACAGAAGAGAUGGGUGAUGAAGAGGUUUUCUCCUGGUUGAAAUGUGCAAAGGGGCAGUCCCAUGAGCCAGAGAAUCUAAUGCCCACACAGAUUAUCCCUGGCACAGCUCUUUAUAAUAUUGGAGAUAUGGUACAUGCUGCCCGGGGCAAAUGGGGAAUUAAAGCAAACUGCCCUUGUAUUAGUCGGCAAAACAAAUCUGUGUUGAGACCUGCUGUCACCAAUGGGAUAUCACAGCUUCCUACCAUAAACCCUAGUGCCUCUUCUGGAAGUGAAACCACCUUCUCAGGGGGAGGAGGAACUGCAGCGGUAACAACUCCAGAGACCGAUCCCAAAGCUGACAGCAUUGACAUCAGAGCUGAUGAGCCUCCAAAAGCGGACAGUUUGGCAUCAAACAGCAGUAGUGAGCUAAAAGCCAUCAGGCCCCUUUGUCCUGACACAGCCCCACCCUCCUCUGCCCUGCACUGGUUGGCGGAUUUGGCAACUCAGAAAGCUAAAGAAGAAACAAAAGAAGCAGGGUCCCUGAGGUCGGUGCUCAGUAAAGAGUCUCAUUCACCCUUUGGGCUGGACUCAUUCAACUCCACUGCAAAGACUCCAAAGCUUUUUAACAGUCUGUUACUGGGACCCACUGCCUCCAACAACAAAACCGAAGGCUCUAGCCUUCGAGACCUCCUUCACUCCGGUCCCGGAAAGCUUCCUCAAACCCCCUUGGACACAGGCAUACCCUUCCCCCCGGUCUUCUCUACAUCCUCAGCAGGAGUGAAGAACAAGGCCAGUCUACCCAACUUCCUUGACCACAUUAUUGCCUCAGUGGUAGAAAAUAAGAAAACCUCAGAUGCUGCAAAGCGGGCCUGCAACGUGACUGAUACCCAAAAGGAGGUGAAGGAGAUGGUGAUGGGGUUAAAUGUGCUGGACCCCCACACCUCUCACUCCUGGCUCUGUGAUGGGAGGCUUCUCUGUCUCCAUGACCCCAGCAACAAAAACAAUUGGAAGAUCUUCCGAGAGUGCUGGAAGCAAGGCCAGCCAGUGCUGGUAUCAGGGGUACAUAAAAAGCUCAAGUCUGAACUCUGGAAGCCAGAAGCCUUUAGCCAAGAAUUUGGAGACCAGGAUGUGGACUUGGUGAACUGCAGGAACUGUGCUAUAAUUUCUGAUGUGAAAGUUCGGGAUUUCUGGGAUGGCUUUGAGAUCAUAUGCAAACGAUUAAGGUCAGAAGAUGGACAGCCAAUGGUGCUCAAACUCAAGGACUGGCCUCCAGGGGAAGAUUUUCGGGACAUGAUGCCAACAAGGUUUGAAGAUCUGAUGGAGAACCUUCCUCUACCAGAAUAUACCAAACGAGAUGGCAGACUCAAUCUGGCCUCUAGGCUACCCAGCUACUUCGUAAGGCCUGAUCUCGGCCCCAAGAUGUACAAUGCCUAUGGCUUGAUAACAGCGGAAGAUAGAAGAGUCGGCACAACAAACCUUCACUUGGAUGUGUCUGAUGCAGUUAACGUGAUGGUGUAUGUUGGGAUCCCCAUCGGGGAGGGUGCUCAUGAUGAAGAAGUACUCAAGACAAUAGACGAGGGAGAUGCUGAUGAGGUGACAAAGCAGAGGAUUCACGAUGGAAAGGAGAAGCCCGGUGCUUUGUGGCACAUCUAUGCAGCCAAGGACGCAGAAAAGAUCCGGGAGCUGCUCCGAAAGGUUGGAGAAGAGCAAGGCCAAGAGAAUCCCCCUGAUCAUGACCCAAUUCAUGACCAAAGUUGGUACCUGGACCAGACCCUUCGUAAGCGACUCUACGAAGAAUAUGGUGUGCAAGGCUGGGCCAUCGUUCAGUUUCUGGGAGAUGCCGUCUUCAUACCUGCGGGAGCCCCACACCAGGUGCACAAUCUAUACAGCUGCAUAAAAGUAGCAGAAGAUUUUGUAUCUCCAGAACACGUAAAGCACUGUUUCCGCCUGACACAGGAAUUCAGGCAUCUCUCUAACACUCAUACAAAUCAUGAGGAUAAACUGCAGGUGAAGAACAUCAUCUAUCAUGCAGUGAAAGAUGCUGUUGGCACCCUCAAGGCUCAUGAAUCCAAACUGGCACGGUCGUAG
Pipistrellus nathusii (Nathusius's pipistrelle) is the source of this 5253-nucleotide messenger RNA. NCBI's taxonomy places the organism in Eukaryota, Metazoa, Chordata, Mammalia, Chiroptera, Vespertilionidae. The record is from the annotation of a GenBank genome assembly.